AUGGCAAAAAUGGAAAAUCCCUGGUUGACUGUAGCGCUUGCUCCCCCUCUGAAACCUCCAAUUCCGGUUGGCAAUCUCAGCCACUCGCCGCCCCAGCCCGAUCCUCCUGACCCACCCGACCCUCUCCAAUUUCCCCCUCUCCCUUCUCCUCUCUCUGGUGGCCAAAACCCCCCAAAACGUUGCGCCUUCUCCCCCCUCUCCCUCAACUCCACUGUUCCCCCUGUUCCAAUUACCUCUACCCCGCCGUCUGGCACUGCAGUGACCCCUGUCUUUGGUUCUCUACCAGCUACUACCACCUCUGCGGCCCAACUUUUGGCUGCUUACUCCCCAAAUCCUUUUUGUGGAGUUGAAAACCCUAGAUCUGGUUCAUCUACAGUACCCCAAGGUCCUUCUAUAACUGUAAACCUUCCCUAUUCCCUUACUGGCCCGGGAACCCUUCCUACUCCACCUCUUCCUCCCACCCAACUCCCCUCCCCCCUCAAACCUCCCCUGCUCCCCCAGUCCCCCCUACCACCGCCUCAUCCUCCCAAACUACCUAUGCAGCAAAAACCAAAGUUACUAUCAAUCGCACUCUCCGGCGAUUGUCUCCCCAAAACUUCUCUCCGUCAGAGGUCUGAGCACCCAGAAGACUACUCUCCAUCGCUCCAAAGAAUUCAACUAUGGGCUCACCUAAAGAGAGUUCCCUUUGACCUUAUGUACGAUGCUGGGUUAAGCCAUAUUGCUGGCCAAAUAGGUGACCCAAGAGAAACUGAUGAUUGGACGCUAAGUCUGAUAAGCAUCAGCAUUGCUCAUGUCAAAGUGGAGAUUGAUACUACCAUUCCACUCCCUUCUCAAGUGGAAGUAGGAAGGUCCAAUGGAACUUUUGUCACUGUUGAUGUUGAAUACCCCUGGAUGCCUCCCUCUUGUGCGCAUUGCAAAGAAGUGGGUUAUAUCCAACGUCACUGCCCUCUCCUCCCCCCACCUACUGCCCUCACUCACAAACAGAAUCCCCCACCCAAAAACCCCAACACUCAACCCCCAUCCUCCUCUCACCCUCCUAAAAAAGCCAACCCCUCUAAUAAGUUUUUCUUCUCCUGUCGUACUAUGGGUCACCUCAUGAAUAACUGUCCAAAAGGCCCACAAGAUUGGACUCUUGUAAACCGAAGAAAACCACCACCCGCAGUUGAUCCUCAAACCACCCCACCUCUAGCUCAAAUCCCCCUCCCCACCUCUAACUCGCAGUCUGGUCCCACCCCCAUUCCUGCUCCCUCUGUUCAUAGCCAAAAUCCCCCCGCUUCCCCCUCCUCUACUCCUGCCGCUUCUUCUCCCCAAGUUGAUAUUGCAAUUGAUCCUCCUUCGAUGGAAAUCGAUACACCAAGUCCUACUAAAGAAACUAUCAUUGACUGCUCUGACAUGGAUUCCUCAUCUGCUGAAGUCUUUGUCCUUGCCCUCCCGGCAGUCUUCAAAGAUAGACCCAUCAUUAUCUCAAACAACCACCUCCCUCCUAAAAACCUUCAACCCUCUCCCUAA
Molecule: messenger RNA, 1509 nt
Organism: Brassica napus (rape)
Lineage: Eukaryota; Viridiplantae; Streptophyta; Magnoliopsida; Brassicales; Brassicaceae
Product: proline-rich protein 36-like
Exons: 2
Coding region: 1-1509 (502 amino acids)
Source: RefSeq, a predicted model, not a curated record